AAAUCUCUGAUUAAAAACGAACUAUAAAAAUAAGGCAAUGAGUGCCUUUUGAAUUUUUUUCCUUAAAUAAACAAUUUCAAAAAUAGCACAAAUAAAGAUCUCACCAUUUUCAUUUCAUUUCUUCAGUUCAAAACAGUUACCUUUUUUUCUCCCCAAAAUCACAUGAAAAACCCUAGAAAUCUCAUUGAUUUUUUGAACAAAAAUCUCAAUUUGAUCUGAUUUAGUCCAUCAAUUUUCUAUUUUUUUUGGAUUUUAUAGGUAUUUUAUUGUAAAAUUGGAUCACCUGUUUGAUUAGCAGCCAUGCCAGUGGCGGCUUCAGCAAUAUACUUUUUGAAUCUCCGGGGCGAUGUUCUUAUCAACCGUCUCUACAGGGACGAUGUUGGGGGGAAUAUGGUAGAUGCCUUCCGGAUGCAUAUAAUGCAGUCAAAAGAACUUGGUACAUGUCCCGUCCGGCAGAUUGGAGGCUGUUCUUUCUUGUACAUGAGAAUUAGCAAUGUCUAUAUUGUGAUUGUUGUUAGCAGCAAUGCAAAUGUUGCAUGUGCAUUCAAGUUUGUUGUUGAGGCUGUUACACUAUUCAAAUCUUAUUUUGGUGGCGCCUUUGAUGAAGAUGCCAUCCGCAAUAACUUUGUUCUGAUUUACGAGCUAUUGGAUGAAAUUAUGGACUUUGGUUACCCUCAAAAUCUUUCACCUGAAAUCUUGAAACUCUACAUUACCCAGGAAGGUGUCCGGUCAUCCUUUUCAUCCAAGCAUGUAGAUAAGCCAGUUCCAAAUGCAACAUUGCAAGUAACUGGUGCGGUCGGUUGGCGCAGGGAGGGUCUUGUUUAUAAGAAGAACGAGGUAUUUCUGGAUAUUGUGGAGAGUGUUAAUCUCCUUAUGUCGUCAAAAGGUAGCGUCCUCCGUUGUGAUGUAACUGGAAAAGUUCUCAUGAAAUGCUUCCUUUCUGGAAUGCCUGAUCUGAAGUUGGGCUUAAAUGAUAAAAUUGGUCUUGAGAAAGAGUCACAACUCAAGUCCCGUCCGACUAAGAGCGGUAAAACUAUUGAGCUUGAUGAUGUUACUUUCCACCAAUGUGUAAAUUUGACGAGAUUCAACUCAGAGAAGACUGUCAGUUUUGUCCCGCCUGAUGGUGAAUUUGAAUUGAUGAAGUACCGCAUCACUGAAGGAGUAAAUCUUCCUUUCCGUGUAUUACCAACUAUCAAAGAAUUAGGCCGUACACGUAUGGAAGUGAAUGUUAAGGUUAAGAGUGUUUUUGGUGCAAAAAUGUUUGCUCUUGGAGUAGUUAUUAAAAUUCCAGUGCCAAAGCAAACUGCUAAAACAAACUUCCAGGUGACGUCAGGGAGAGCAAAGUAUAAUGCAGCCAUUGACUGUUUGGUUUGGAAGAUACGAAAAUUUCCAGGGCAAACUGAAUCAACAUUGAGUGCUGAGGUUGAGUUAAUUUCGACAAUUACAGAGAAAAAGUCCUUGACUCGUCCGCCAAUUCAAAUGGAAUUUCAGGUUCCCAUGUUUACAGCAUCUGGAUUGCGUGUUCGGUUUCUCAAGGUGUGGGAGAAGAGUGGCUACAACACAGUUGAAUGGGUUCGUUACAUCACCAAAGCUGGUUCUUAUGAGAUUAGGUGCUAAGAUGAAACAACUUACGUGAGUUUGAUGUUGUCGUUGAACAAUAGCCCUAUUUGAGGGAUGCAAUCACACCAGCACUUGUACAUUGGAUCUAGCCACGACUUUAAAUGUGCUUGGACGAGUAUAGUACUAGGAUGGACGACCUCCCCUGAGAUUUCUCAUGUUUCGUCUUGUGUUGACACCACCUAGUUUCGAAUUGAGGAAGAGCUUGAUUGUCUUUUGUUUUCCUUUUUAAAAUCCUUUGUUGUUGUGCUGAGUUCUUUGUGAGGACUAAGAAAAGGCCUUCUGUUAAUGCUAGUUGUUUCAUAUAUUUUACCAAAAAAAUUAUUGUAUCUUGUCUUGUUCCUGGAAAUGAAUUAGAUUUUUUUCACAAA
Solanum pennellii is the source of this 1988-nucleotide messenger RNA. RefSeq names its product AP-2 complex subunit mu-like. The record is from RefSeq and is a predicted model, not a curated record. Gene Ontology annotation, cellular component: cytoplasmic vesicle; clathrin adaptor complex. Bases 301 to 1617 code for a protein of 438 amino acids. The transcript has 13 exons. Lineage: Eukaryota; Viridiplantae; Streptophyta; Magnoliopsida; Solanales; Solanaceae. Gene Ontology annotation, biological process: intracellular protein transport; endocytosis.